CUCAAUCUGAGUCUUGCAGGAGCUACUGCGCUCUUCAAUCGUCAGUCGGAUCUGAAAGCCUCGGUGAAGUUUAUGCGUGACCGAAUGGCACGCCUCUGGCCGGCCUGGACAGAAGGCGUGCAGCAAUAUGCGGUCUUCUUGGCACAACGUGGCUUACCACCGAACAUCAGUCUGACGGGUGGUCCGAAGCUUAAGGUUAUAAAAUAA
Molecule: messenger RNA, 207 nt
Organism: Dibothriocephalus latus
Lineage: Eukaryota; Metazoa; Platyhelminthes; Cestoda; Diphyllobothriidea; Diphyllobothriidae
Source: the annotation of a GenBank genome assembly